CCUGUUCCGGUCCCGGUCCUGCCCCGUGGCAGGGGCGCUACCAGCGGCUCACGGCACGGGCUGAUGGCACGAAUUGUGAGUACCUACCUGAGGCACAAACCACGUUGUGCAGUCACUGCUCUGCUGAAGCACUGAAUUUCUGAAUUUCUCUGAAGUUACUCCUGCUGUUACUGGAUCUGCACAUGAUCGCUGCUCACGCCGUGGGUGAAUUAGUUAUCAAGAAGCAUGAAGCAUGGUGGGAGUACUUCCUAAAAGAAAAUCAGGAAUCUGUGGCACAAUUGCACUUUGUUGAAAAUUGUGGAAAGUUCUCUAGCACUUUUAUUUAGUAAUUAAAUUGAAGACAUGGGGCCUAUGAAAUACAAAUCAAGUGUGUCCUCAGUGUCCUGUGGUCUGCAGUAUCACCAUUCAUUGAUGAAGUGGAAUCCCAAAGUGAAUUUACACGUGGUGAGGACUUACUGCCCAUCGGCGCCCAAGAGGCCCGAAGCCAAGUCUGCAGUGGAAAUGGCCAUGGGUCUCCUUCAUCGGAUCACAGAAUCAGGGACUGCUAUGGGGAAAAACUCCCUCCAAAAAGUGUCUGCAACAUGCAGGAAUUGGUGGGACAGAUACGAAGAAUUUGUUGGAAUCAAUGAAGUUCGAGAGGCUCAGGGAAAAGUGACGGAGGCAGAAAAUGUCUUUAUGAUAGCUCGAGGGAUAGUACGAGAGGCUCGUGAAAAUGUAGAAGCCCAACAGAUUAAACUGAAGGAAAUUCGGGAUCGCUUAGACAGGGUCUCUCGGGAUGACACCCAGUAUUUAGAACUGGCUACUCUGGAACACAGGUUGCUGCAGGAAGAGAAGAGGUACCGAGCUGCAUAUUUGAAUGCAGAAGAAUCUGAGAGAGAAAAGUUCUCUCUCUUCUCUGCAGCUGUCAGGGAAAGCCAUGAGAAGGAACGCACAAGAGCUGAAAAAACAAAGAACUGGUCUAUUAUUGGCUCUGUGCUGGGAGCUGUUAUAGGUGUUCUUGGUUCCACCUAUGUCAAUCGAGUACGGCUGCAAGAAUUGAAAGUCUUGGUGCUUGAAGCACAGAAGGGCCCGGUAAAUUUACAAGAAGCCAUCAAAGAACAGGCCUCCAGCCAUUACUUGCAGCAGAAAGAUCUCAGUGAUGUCAUAGAAGACCUAAAAAAGGUGCUGCAAACAACAGCAUCGAAGGGAGGGAAGGAAGGGGCUUUGUUAACUAGAGAAACCAGGAAUGACUCCUUAAAAAUAGAUUCUCUUUUAAUGCCUUUAAAUGAGCAGCUAAACUACAUUAAACAAGUCAGUUCGUGUCUGGGGAGUUUACAACAGCAGUUUAACAAUCUGCAGGAAAGCAUCACACAGGUGCUGUCGGAGCUGCAGAGUGUCAAACUCGCCAUCCAGUCCCGACCUACGGAAAGAGUGAUGCCAAGGCCUGCAGGGGAGGGCAAGGGCCAGGCUGCUGCUGUGAGAGACGUGAUUCUGGAGUUGUGUGAUACCGAGCGGAGACUGGAAACGCAAAUCAAGAGAAGUUCUAUUUACAGCACUGCACUGACAUGUGCUAUGUUUGCCAUUACUCUGCCUGUACUCUAUAUCAUCCUGAAAGGGAACUGAUCCCUAAUUAAUUGCCACAACUUAGUCGAUUAAUAAAGGUGAACUUGCACUCUAAGUACCUGGAGUACAAGUCCAAAUA
Molecule: messenger RNA, 1681 nt
Organism: Camarhynchus parvulus
Lineage: Eukaryota; Metazoa; Chordata; Aves; Passeriformes; Thraupidae
Gene: CCDC51
Product: coiled-coil domain containing 51
Exons: 5
Coding region: 343-1602 (419 amino acids)
Source: RefSeq, a predicted model, not a curated record